Messenger RNA from Apiotrichum porosum, 1959 nucleotides. RefSeq lists its product as uncharacterized. Lineage: Eukaryota; Fungi; Basidiomycota; Tremellomycetes; Trichosporonales; Trichosporonaceae. Bases 1 to 1959 code for a protein of 652 amino acids. The transcript is spliced from 5 exons. The record is from RefSeq and is a predicted model, not a curated record.
AUGACGACCUGGAAAGUGGAGCACAUCCUCGACACAGAGCCAGUGCGGACACUGGCAGACGUCUUCGUGCUCUUCCAGUAUUUCCUCCCGAUCCCCAAAGUGCAGCGCGGCCAGGUGGCCAUUGACAUUGGCCACAGAGUCCGCUCUCUCGCCUCUCUAGCUGGUGGUCCGCGUGACAUUGUGGCUGCCCCUCGGUACGACCUCUUGGCCCCCGUCCGCCGACACUUGCUCCAGUUCCGACAAUCGCCGUCUGCGCACACAAGACGCGAGCUCGUCAAGAUUCUCAAUGAGGCGAUAAGCGCCAACAGUUUUCCCAUAGUGGGGGCAGAAGGGCUGGCGGCAUACCACCAGUACUAUCUGUUGCGUGCAGCCAGCGUUGUUCUCGAGGACAUGGACAAUUACCUUACGCCUCCUUAUCAACGGCAGUUUCGAUGGUGCGACAACUCGUCCAAGGAAGUCCACCCUUGUGUCGAGUUUGUGGUCGACGGCGCGACAAAGAACCCCGACAAUGUCCUCUCCAGUGUGUUUAUGGUGUGGGAUGCCAAACCACCAGCAUGCCUCGACAGGACGACCAUGGACUUGAUGACGACGAUGGCGGGCGACGGCAUUCACAUUACAAGUGGCGAGGCGUUCAAGGCGCUGUGUGGGGAUAUCUCCAACGAGUCAGGUGUGCCGGGUGGUAGUGCUCUGGCCCUUAUGCUGCAUGCAUGGGUAGACUUGCGUAGUCGACAAGUCCUGAGCGCGUUCCUCGCUAACGAUGAGCAAGCUCAGCUCUUCCGGAUCAAGGAAGAUGUGGUCUUCAUACUCGACCGCCCACUCGAGAUGCGACUUUCCAUCAACCGCGUCAGCGCCCAUUUUGAGGGUCUACUACCGACCCAUGCUGGUGACACGUUACUCGGAGUCCUCGUUGGACUCGGUCUUGAGAUAAUGAAGCCUACCGGUACUGUCAAGCAAGACACGAACUCGCACCCAGCACGUUUGCCUCUACGUAUCCCCCAACUCCCCAUCAACGAGUUCCCGCCUCUGGCCAUCUUUUGGCCAAACCAUAUUCAUCGUUGGGCUGCUCUCCACUCGCUCAGUCACAUCGACGAAUUGCGGCCAUUCUUUGGCCCCAUGCCCAUCGAGCCCGUCGGCGUAACCCCAGCAAUGCCCGUCGAGUCCAACGCCUGGACGUCGUACCACCGCAUCACCACUCCACUCAUGCUCGAUGGGAUACUUGGUACUGGCGUCAUAUGGGACGUGUAUGCCGCCACACCCUUGGAUCAAACCAUUCACCCGUUACCCACAGUGGUCAAGCUUACGUGCCCGAAACUGCGGCCGCUGGACGAUGACGACAACUGGGAUGCCAAAAUGGUCAAUGAGGCCGUCGAUCGGGAGGCCUUCGUUCUCCAACAUGUCCUUGUCCCACUCCAGGGCCGCUCCACUGCCGAGGUCCUUGCCGUGGUCCAGGAAGAUGUUGGCGACGCGCCCACAAGACUUACAGAGGAUGACAAGAUGGACAUUGUGCGCAUCUACCGCGAAAUGCACAUGCUCGGCGUUCUCCACGGUGACCCCAAGGCAAAACACUGGCGACGGCACACCCACAGCAAGAGCGACCAGCCCAUCAAGGUCAUUGACUUUACGCGUUCUUUGUUACGUAUUGGGAUCCUGGGCGCCACGAAAACCGGCCACCCGUGGGAGGUGACCGACUUUGAGCAGCGUGCGGCACACGAGAUGGCACAUGUGUUGGAUAUCCUUGGUCUCCCCACCACAGGUCCAAAUCGUAUCAACUCAGGACCAUGGCUCAGCCCCCGAGAACUCGUGUAUUGGGAACAUUCGGCCUCGUUCCAGUCGUACGUUCCCAAUGCCCGGGGAAAGGCAAGGGCAUCGAGUCCGCGCAAGGCCAGGCGACAGGGCAACGAUGAUGGCGUCAACCUCGACACGCCAGCCGCCUUCAAAAGCCUCAGCCUGGACGGUUAA